Molecule: messenger RNA, 4206 nt
Organism: Linum trigynum
Lineage: Eukaryota; Viridiplantae; Streptophyta; Magnoliopsida; Malpighiales; Linaceae
Source: the annotation of a GenBank genome assembly
CCCAAUCACCCACAUUCUUACAGUAUAAUUCUAUCUGUUCACUGACAUUGUCUGUCUUGAAAUAACUCCCUCCCAUUUCUUCUCUCCAAGAGCACCUUCCAUUCGCUUCCUGUCGCCUUCUUCUGGUCCUUUGCCGACCUUCCUUUUUCGGCAAUGCCUGAGAACUAGAAGCAAAAACAACCCAGAACCCAUCUCAAGUAAGAAAGCGAGAGAGACAACCCAGAAAUGGAAGCCAUCAAGUUGCUGGCCUUCUUCCACUACUGUUUCAUUGGCUGCUGCUCGCUAGCCAUUGUAGUAACCCAUGGAGCACUGGGUGUCCAGCACAAUGUGGUGGAGGUGGAGGUGGAGGCUCUUCUAGCAAUGAAAUCGAGCCUGGUCGAUUCAUCGAACCAGCUCGCUGAUUGGAGGUUGGAUUCUGGGAGCCACUGCAACUGGACCGGUUUAAGUUGCAAUGCCAAUGGUCUUGUGGAGAAGCUUGACCUUUCGAACAGGAACCUCAGUGGCAGCAUCUUGAAUCACAUUCAAGAGCUGAGGAGUCUAUCUUACCUCUCUGUCUUCAACAAUGGGUUCACCUCAGCCUUGCCGGAAACUUUGGGGAAUCUCACUUCACUGAAGACUGUUGACUUCAGUAUGAACAACUUCAUUGGCAAGUUCCCUACUGGCCUUGGAAUGGCUCCAGGGUUGACCUUGGUCAAUGCUUCUAGCAACAACUUCUCAGGGUUUCUCCCAGCGGAUCUCGGCAAUGCAACAUUGCUGCAAAGCCUGGAUUUUCGAGGGAGCUUCUUCGAAGGGUCAAUUCCUGGAUCUUUCAGGAAUCUGCAGAAGCUCAAGUUUCUUGGCCUUUCUGGUAAUAACCUGACUGGAAACAUCCCGAAGGAGAUUGGCCAGCUGUCUUCUCUGGAGACGAUAAUCUUGGGUUACAAUGAGUUUGAAGGCGAAAUCCCUGCAGAGAUUGGCAAUCUUACCAAUCUUCAGUAUCUAGAUUUAGCUGUUGGCAGUCUCAGCGGUCAGAUUCCAGCUGAAUUAGGCAAGCUGGAGAAACUUACAACUGUGUUUCUGUACGGGAACAAUUUCACCGGGAAGAUCCCACCAGAACUUGGCAGCAUUCAAUCACUCACAAUGUUGGAUCUAUCUGAUAACCAGAUUUCAGGAGAGCUACCUGUGGAGAUCGCUGGGCUCAAGAAUCUGGAGCUGUUGAAUGUGAUGCGAAACCAGCUCACUGGUCCAGUCCCAAGCCAGCUCGGGAACCUGACUAAAUUGCAGGUACUCGAGCUGUGGAAGAACUCUUUCACAGGUUCAUUGCCAAUGAAUCUCGGGCAUAACUCGCCUCUGCAGUGGCUAGAUGUGUCGUCUAACUCGUUGUCCGGUGAGAUUCCGCUCGGCCUAUGUGAGUCAGGGAAUCUCACCAAGCUCAUACUCUUCAACAACGCAUUCUCUGGUUCCAUCCCAAUGAGCCUCUCGACUUGUAAGUCACUGGUUCGAGUCAGGAUGCACAACAAUCUUCUCUCUUGGGCAAUUCCAGUUGGGUUUGGUACCCUCCCACAGCUUCAGCGACUGGAAUUGGCCCAAAACAACCUCACUGGUGAAAUUCCGGACGACCUUUCUUUAUCCACUUCACUCAACUUCUUUGAUGUCUCUGGAAACCAUCUCGAUUCCUCUCUUCCUUACAACAUCCUCUCCGUUCCGACACUUCAGACAUUCAUGGCCUCCGGCAACAGCUUCCAGGGCAAGGUACCAGACCAAUUCCAGGACUGCCCAUCCCUUUCGGUCCUUGAUCUCUCCGCCAACCAUUUCUCUGGAAACCUCCCGCAAAGCAUUGCUUCGUGUGAAAAGCUGGUGACUUUGAAGCUCAGGGGAAACCAGUUCAGUGGAGAAAUCCCACAUGCAAUCGCCACAAUGCGCACUUUAGCCAUUCUUGACCUGUCAAAUAAUUCUCUGACCGGUCAUAUCCCACCAAGCCUUGGAAGCUCGCCUGCCCUGGAAAUGAUCAAUGUAUCACACAACCAGCUCCAAGGUCCAGUUCCCUCCAACGGUUUGUUUGCUGCAAUAAACCCUAGUGACCUCAUAGGCAACCCUGGCCUUUGUGGCGGCGUGCUUCUGCCGUGUCCUUCAAUGCCUUCAACCUCAAGGAAACCGCAAAAUCUCCACAUCCACCACAUUCUCUUCGGACUCCUUGUUGGAAUCACGGUAAUUAUAUGUCUUGGCAUGACAUUCUUCACAGGGAGAUGGGUUUACAGAAGGUGGUACCUGUGCAAUAGUUUUGUUGAUGAUUACUUCAACAAAAGCAGCAGAGAAUGGCCAUGGACAUUAGUGGCAUUCCAGAGGCUGAGCUUCACCAGCAAUGACAUUCUCGCAAGUAUAAAAGAAACAAACAUUGUCGGCAUGGGUGGAUCAGGUAUCGUUUACAAAGCUGAAGUUCACAGGCCACAUGGAGUAGUGGCAGUGAAGAAGCUCUGGAGAACUGAACCAGACAUUGAAAAUGGUGAUGAUGAUCUGUUUGGAGAGGUUAGCCUCCUCGGGAGGCUCCGGCACCGAAACAUUGUGAGGCUGCUAGGGUACCUGCACAAUCAAAAAGAUGUCAUGAUGAUUUAUGAGUACAUGCCAAAUGGAAACCUUGGAACAGCUUUGCAUGGUAAAGAAGAUGAAAGGUUGCUGGUGGACUGGGUCUCAAGGUAUAACAUAGCAUUUGGAGUUGCACAGGGGCUACACUACCUCCAUCAUGAUUGUCACCCUCAAAUCAUCCACCGCGACAUCAAGUCUAACAAUAUCCUGCUCAAUGCUAAUCUUGAGGCGAGAAUAGCAGACUUCGGGUUGGCAAGAGUAAUGGCUCAUAAGAAUGAGACAGUGUCGAUGGUGGCUGGAUCUUACGGCUAUAUUGCACCUGAAUACGGAUACACUCUGAAGGUCGAUGAGAAGAGCGACAUAUACAGCUUCGGAGUUGUGCUUUUGGAACUCCUGACUGGGAAAAUGCCUGUAGAACCUACAUUCGGAGAAUCUGUGGAUAUUGUGGAGUGGAUCAGAACCAAGAUGAGAAACAAUAAACCAUUGGAAGAAGCACUUGACACUAGCAUAGUAGGACAAUGCAAACUUGUGCAGGAAGAGAUGCUUCUGGUACUACGAAUUGCGAUUCUUUGCACAGCAAAGCUCCCUAAGGAGCGACCAUCCAUGAGGGAUGUCAUAACAAUGCUUGGAGAGGCAAAGCCAAGAAGGAAAAGCAUUUGUCAAAAUGGAACACAUAACUCUACGAAAGAUAAACCAGUUUUUAGCAACUCACCUGUUAUCGGCCUCCUGUAGGUGCAAGAAUCACCUCUUGCUGCUGUAUUUUCUGUCAACUCUAGUUUCUGUAAAUCAUUCUCUCACCCAAUUGUUACCUCUUAUGGCUGCCAGUAAAUGCCGCUAUAUUUUUUCAGAUAUGUAAUUUGAUCCACCAUCUAGUGCAGCAUAACAUGAUGUAGUAUUUAUAAUAUCCAAUGCCUGCCAAAAUAUAUAUAGAGUGACUCUAUUCUCAUAAAACAAUUUCAUGAACAGAAAUAUCAAGAUGAACCUAGUUCUGAUUCAAUGUCAAACUCUCAAAUAUGAACCUGCAGUAGAACAUUUGGAAGUUAUAUCCUGUGUUGCUGCUGAAAAUGGGCAUGCAAUUCUGCAGUUUUCUCAGCGUAUUGAUUCAGAAACCAUUACAAGUAACCAAAGCAUAAUACAGAGUGACAAACACUAUAUAUAUUUCUUUGGAGACUUUCAAAAGACAGAUAUACAACAAGAAACUUAUAAAUCUAAUUCUGUCCCAAAUCUUAAUGGAGUUUUGACCAUAGAUUGAGAAGGAAAAAUGGAACCUCUUCUAAACCAACACUACUCACUUCAAGAACAAGUUUGUUUCAUCUUCUGCGUGAAUAUAAAGAGAGAUCUUAUAUAGUUGCGAUGAGCAGUAACUUUCACAACCUUCAUAGUCCAGAAAAUUGGGUUCUCUCUUCAUCCUAGGAAGAACCUAACAGAGCAGGUCCAGGCCCAUUGCUAACUUCAAGAAAGCUGCUAGACACAGGCUGAAACAAGGGGGGAAAAGAUUAAUGAAGAGAUGAGUCAAAAUUAAAAAAACAUAAAAGAAUUUUCAAAACUGUAAGCUGGUCUGAAAUGUGGCAGGAAGUAACAGCAUCUGCAAGAAACUACAAAAUCGAGAAUAUCCUUUCUAAGCAAUAUAUACUGAAGAAGCUA